Melampsora larici-populina 98AG31 is the source of this 1623-nucleotide messenger RNA. RefSeq lists its product as uncharacterized. The transcript has 3 exons. The record is from RefSeq and is a predicted model, not a curated record. NCBI's taxonomy places the organism in Eukaryota, Fungi, Basidiomycota, Pucciniomycetes, Pucciniales, Melampsoraceae. The coding region runs from base 1 to 1623 and encodes 540 amino acids.
AUGGAACAUUCAAAAGGCCUUACUCCAGACGAGGAAUCCCACGUCCCGGGUACUCUCAUAGAAAAAUCUGGAUCCCCUCGACCGAAACAUUCGCAAGUCCUUACUCCCGAUGAGGAAUCUCACAUACCAGGUACUAUUAUAGACAUCAGAUUUAAAUUCCCUCGAUCGGUUCGUUGCGAGACCGAGCCGGACGAGGCUUUGAUCGGGAAACACAAGUACUCGAAGGUAUACAAGUUUGCCAAUCCUUGUUCAAGAUGCGCCAACACUGGUCGUAUCUGUGUGACUAGUGGCACGAAAUCCGUCAAGUGCGAGUGGUGCAGGGUUUCGAAGAUACCUUGUGACGUCAAUGGAGUGGAAACUGUGCACUUCAAGUGGCUGCGAAACGGAAGCCUCUUCCCUGACUCGAAAUUCGACACCAAGACUAAAGCAUCGAGCACUGACCUCCCCGACGAAAUCUCCCUGUUGGGUUCGGAAGACGAAGCUAGGGUUGAUGAUUGGUCAACAAGGACACAAGAUGUCGAUCCUCUCGAUCCCAGUCCACUGCAAAAUUUCGGUGUGGAGAUACCUUUGGCUAGGAAAUCAGGGUCAAGGAUCAUACAGGAUGAUAUAAGGGCCGACCGAUAUCUUCAACGUGUGAUGGGAUGGCGACGAAGCUCUGAGGCACCACCCUUCCGCCCCUUGGGCUUCAUUACGAUGCCUGUUGAGGAGAUCCCGGACCCAUCGAACAAGAGACCUACCCCGGAUUCCGCUAGAUCUGAAGAAGAAGAGGAUCGACCCAAACGAAAAAUCAGAGUCAAGAUUCGAAAGCCCCCAAGUUUGGAGGACGACGACCCUUCAUCCCCUACUGCUCAUUCUGCUCCUCGAACUUCCUAUCCUCGGCCCUCUCAACUCUCCUCCUCGGCUCCUGCUCCAUCCCUACCCUCGCUUUUGAUCGGACGUGCUAUUUCACCAGUCGCUGCACCCCGUCUUUCGAACCUGGCAGCCUUUCACCAUGUGACUCCUACACCCUCAAACUUAGCCUCGAUUAAAAAUUCUUCUUUUCAGCCUCCGCACACCCGUCAAAGCCCUGCGAUUCUUGAAAGUUCUCCACCCCCGGUUUUGGAAGACACUUCAAAAGUUCCUUUAUUUCGACUUUCUUCACCAUUGGAAAGCGAGGGACGAACCGACGAACAAGUCCAAUAUCCACAUGAUGAUGAGAUACCCACUGGAAAACAAGGACAAGCGGGAGAUGAUCAUACGAGAUUGAACAAGGUAGUAGGAGCUGCUGGAAAUGAAUCAGACCGCCAGUUUUCUCUUGCACCCAAAUUUUCACGUGGUGGAAACCAGCGGUCCGAAAACGCUCAGACAGAUCGGGGCAAUGAUAUUCAUUCAGAUGAUAGCUCUGUAGACUGGGGUGUAGUCGAGCCCAACAAUUUUGAUGGUAACGUGGUGGCGGAGCAGAUGAAGAAGGCAGCAAAAGAUAUGGAGAGAUUCAUGGCAAGCAAAAUGUUGGAAAUUGCUGCUUUGAUCCCAGCCGGUCAUAACUUUAAUAAUUUCAUCGCUAUGCGUAGAGCAAUACAAGAUAAGUGGAAAGGAUAUAAGGAAACAGUGAAUGAGGCUGUCAAGCCUUUACAAAAAUUAUAA